Diorhabda carinulata is the source of this 2560-nucleotide messenger RNA. It is a transcript of the gene Fnta, whose product is annotated as protein farnesyltransferase/geranylgeranyltransferase type-1 subunit alpha. The transcript is spliced from 5 exons. Gene Ontology annotation, biological process: protein farnesylation; protein geranylgeranylation. Gene Ontology annotation, cellular component: protein farnesyltransferase complex; CAAX-protein geranylgeranyltransferase complex; cytoplasm. NCBI's taxonomy places the organism in Eukaryota, Metazoa, Arthropoda, Insecta, Coleoptera, Chrysomelidae. Bases 269 to 1261 code for a protein of 330 amino acids. Gene Ontology annotation, molecular function: protein farnesyltransferase activity; CAAX-protein geranylgeranyltransferase activity. The record is from RefSeq and is a predicted model, not a curated record.
AUAGGCGGAGUUUUAAAUUUAAAAUUUACAACGUAAACGAAACGUGAUAUAUAGAAACUCUGAUAGUAAUCUAUGAUAGUUUGUGUUAGGCUCCGCAAUCGGCUGAUAGGUGAUCUACCUGAUUCAGGAUUAUAGCAUCUGAACAGUUCUCAAGACUGCUUAAAUGACUGAAUAGAGAACUGUCAAGUAUGACAUGCGUCAUUUGCCAAUUAUUACUAAUAAUUCGAAUCUAGUCUAAUCAAAAUUAGCUAUUUGUUAUUAGUUAAAAAUGAGCGAUGUAAGUAGUGAUGAAAAUGAAACAAAUCACAUUUUAUAUCGAGAUAGGCCGGAAUGGAAAGAUGUAACUCCUAUAAAACAAGAUGAUGCUGAAGAACCUGUAGUAGCAAUUGAUUAUACUGAAGCUUUUAUGGAUUGCUAUGAUUAUUUCCGAGCAAUUGUACAGAAAAAAGAAAUAUCUGAACGUGCACUGGAAUUAACACAAACUGCUGCAAGUUUAAAUCCUGCAAAUUAUACUGUAUGGCAAUAUAGACGUGAUAUUCUCAAAGGAUUGAAAAAAGAUUUGUAUGAAGAAUUAAAUUACAUUGAAAAAGUUAUUUUAAGGCAGUCGAAGAACUAUCAAGUUUGGCAUCAUAGGAAAAUUCUUGUAGAACUUCUACAAGAUCCAUCAAAGGAGAAAGCAUUUACAGAAACUGUAUUACUAAAAGAUGCCAAGAACUACCACGCUUGGCAACACAGACAAUGGGUUAUAAAAACAUUUAAACUUUUUGAUGGGGAAUUAGAUUAUGUCGAUGAACUUAUAUCUACAGAUGUUAGAAACAAUUCAGCCUGGAAUCAAAGAUAUUUUGUUAUAAACAAUACCACAGGAUUUACUGAAGAAAUUCUAGAUAAAGAAAUAGACUACACUUUGUUUCACAUUAAAAAUGUUACGGAAAAUGAAAGUGCAUGGAAUUAUUUAAGGGGGCUGUUACUGCAUAACAAAGGAGGACUAAGUACAAAUAAAAAAGUUACUGAAUUUUGUAACACUCUAUAUGAAUCAGGAAAUAGAUCUCCGUUUCUAUUGGCUAUAAUUGUGGAUAUGUGCUUUGAAUGUAUAACUGAAGGUGCUGGUGAUUCAAAGUAUACAUUAGAAUUAGCCAAACAAUUGUGUGAAGAUUUAAUUAACAAAUAUGACACUAUAAGAGCAAAUUACUGGCAACAUAUGUUAGAAAUGCUUCAGAACAGUGGUAAAUCUAAUGACGGUGCGAGCACCAGUGGCAAUUGAAGAACUAAAACUGAUAGUUGUAAAUCUGAAACUUUAUUAAUAAUUAUAAACAUUUCCAGUACAAGUUAGUAUAUACAUAAUUUUAUCAGUUUUUAAAGUUUCAGGUAUACUUAUUCAAUUAGAAUGAUUUUGUUUGCAAAAAUUUGAUGGCUUGUAUUAUUAGAAAUGUGAUGUUUCAAUUUAAACUGGAAUCACUGGAUAUUCUACAAAAAUUGGUACAGAGGGAUGAAAUCCAGGUCUGUUGGUAAAACUACCAAUUUUUUAUGUACUUUUAGAACAAAUAUUGAUUUUGUUUGUCGUCGCAACAUUUUCUGAAUACUCAUUACAUCCUCAUAAUAUAUAUUUUUUUAAAUUGAAAUAAUAACAAAUUGUAGUUGAAGUUACAAGUACUAUCGAGUCAAUAGUUGAGAUUAUCUCAUUUUUUUAUGUCCAACUUCCAAUUUUUUAUAGUUUCGUUAAUGCUUUCAACUGAAUAUUAAUGUCAUACUUCAAAUUAAAGUUUAUUUUGAAUUCAGUUCUUACUGUAUCAGCAGAUACUGAUUUUCUUACAUCAAACUGAGCCCUGGUAUUGAUUAUUACACAAGCUGAUGUCCAACCAAGUAAUCUUAAUUAUGAUCAAUGAAGAAAGAUUGUUUUAAUCUCGCUGACCCUCUUUCAACAAACAAGUUUUGACUUAAGUGCCAGCAUCGAUUGUACCAAUAUUUUCAACAACCAUACUUCAAACAUCCAAUUUUAUAUAUUUACAUUUAUGUGUUUUAAAGCAUAUUUUGAACAAUUGGUGUUUGUGAAUUAAAUGUAAGUAUUGGAAAUUAAAUGUGAGAAAGUAAACUUAAUCAGUUGAGGAAUGUUUUUUUUUUCAUUUUUAAUUAGUUAAUGUUCCAUAAUACCCUGUUAUAGAUACUGGGAGUUUAAAUAAAUUACACACAUGGUUUAUCCAUUUAUAUUACAAAAAAAAGUAAUUGGACUACAUAUUAUUUUAAUAUAAUCCUAUAUACAAUAAUGAAAAGGUAUAUUCUAUACAAAUGCGUAAUGUAUACAUGAUAAAAUACAUAUUUGUUUUUUCAAACAUCAACUCAAAAAAGUAAAAUUUUUACAUAAUCACAAAAAAAAGCAUAAAAAUAUGUGGAUGUAUAAUUGAAGCAAAAAAUAUAUGAAAUACGACCUUUCAUAUAAAAGAUUAUAAAUAAAAAAUCCUCCCAAGCUACUAUGACGACUCGCCUAAAAAAUAUAAGAUCUAUAAAAUAUCCUGUAAAUAUCAAGUUCACUAUAUUAAAUUACCUUAUAACAGGACGAAAAUAA